AUGCGCAGCCUCUUCGCCACCAUCUUCUACCUCCUCUUCGCCCUCUUCCACUGGAAGCUCGGCCACAAGAUCAUGAUGUUCAUGUUCCUCUCUGGUGGUGUCUUCUUCGGUGUUAUCGCUGGUAUCCUUACCGCUACUCCCUUCGGCCACGGUCUCCAGUGCAAGCACAACGCCGACCACUUCUCCGAGCCCUGGCGCCGCUUCGCUGGCGAGUGUGCCCGCAUCCAGGCCAUUGUCGGUCUCUCGUGGGCCCUCUUCGGUCUUAACACCAUCGGCUUCUUCUGGGCCAUCGCCGACAAGUUCUCGUGCGUCUCGAAGCGCGACUACGUCUACGCCCCCUACGUUGCCCCCGAGGGCACCGACGUCGAGAAGGGCGAGACCGAGGCUGCCGCCGCCCACUAA
Trichosporon asahii var. asahii CBS 2479 is the source of this 402-nucleotide messenger RNA. RefSeq lists its product as uncharacterized. Lineage: Eukaryota; Fungi; Basidiomycota; Tremellomycetes; Trichosporonales; Trichosporonaceae. The record is from RefSeq and is a predicted model, not a curated record. The coding region runs from base 1 to 402 and encodes 133 amino acids. The transcript has a single exon.